AUGGCGAGCACGGCCUCGGAGAUCAUCGCCUUCAUGGUUUCCAUCUCCGGCUGGGUGCUGGUGUCCUCCAUGCUGCCCACCGACUACUGGAAGGUGUCCACCAUCGACGGCACGGUCAUCACCACCGCCACCUAUUGGGCCAACCUGUGGAAGACGUGCGUUACCGACUCCACGGGCGUCUCCAACUGCAAGGACUUCCCCUCCAUGCUGGCGCUGGACGGUUAUAUCCAGGCAUGUAGAGGCCUUAUGACUGCUGCUGUCAGCCUGGGCUUUUUUGGUUCCAUAUUUGCCCUGUUUGGAAUGAAGUGUACCAAAGUUGGAGGCUCAGAUAAAGCCAAAGCUAAGAUUGCUUGUUUGGCUGGGAUUGUAUUCAUACUGUCAGGGUUGUGCUCAAUGACUGGUUGUUCCCCGUAUGCAAACAAAAUCACAAUGGAAUUCUUUGAUCCUCUCUAUGUUGAGCAGAAGUACGAAUUAGGAGCUGCUCUGUUUAUCGGAUGGGCAGGAGCCUCGCUCUGCAUCAUUGGUGGAGUCAUAUUUUGCUUUUCAAUAUCUGACAACACCAAAACUCCCAGGAUGGGAUACUCCUACAACGGGGCCACGUCCGUCCUGUCUUCUCGGACAAAGUAUCAUGGUGCAGAAGGAGAUUUUAAAACCACAAACCCCUCCAAACAGUUUGAUAAAAAUGUGUACAUCUGAAAAGAGCACUGCUGCGAGCUGUCUCGAGUUAUUGUAAAAGUGAACUG
This is a messenger RNA of Neogale vison (American mink), 743 nucleotides long. RefSeq names its product claudin-10-like. Gene Ontology annotation, cellular component: plasma membrane; bicellular tight junction. Gene Ontology annotation, biological process: bicellular tight junction assembly; cell adhesion. The record is from RefSeq and is a predicted model, not a curated record. NCBI's taxonomy places the organism in Eukaryota, Metazoa, Chordata, Mammalia, Carnivora, Mustelidae. Gene Ontology annotation, molecular function: structural molecule activity.